CUUUGCCUUCGUCCUUAUUACCUCGGUUCGGGGAGGCCGCAGGGCAGAGGCUCCGCCAUGGAGGACCCGGAGAGGGAGGCCGACGUCUCGGAGCUGCAGCGCCUGGUGGCUGUCGAGGAGCAGCGCGCCCGCCUCGCCGCCCAGGUUCACAACUUCAUGGAGGUCUGCUGGGAAAAAUGUGUUGACAAGCCAGGUUCCAAGCUGGACUCCAGAACAGAAACUUGCCUCGCCAACUGCGUCAACCGCUUCAUAGACACAACACUGUCCAUCACCAACCGCUUUGCACAGAUAAUACAGAAAGGAGGCCAUUGACUACCACAUGGAGGAGGUCCCCUUCGAUCAACGGACUUAACAAGAUCCAGGUCUUUCACUGGGGCCCUACUCUGUCAGUUGUUCUACCUCAGUGCAGCUUGAAGAGCCAUUUGUACAUGAUUGUUCAUGCCUAAGUGGCAUUAGACUGGGUCAUGUAGAACAAAAUCUUGGCUCCUUUCAAGCUAAUAAAUCAAGACUUGCUUAAACAAA
This is a messenger RNA of Lacerta agilis (Sand lizard), 522 nucleotides long. It is a transcript of the gene TIMM8B, whose product is annotated as translocase of inner mitochondrial membrane 8 homolog B. The record is from RefSeq and is a predicted model, not a curated record. NCBI's taxonomy places the organism in Eukaryota, Metazoa, Chordata, Lepidosauria, Squamata, Lacertidae. The transcript has 2 exons. Bases 58 to 312 code for a protein of 84 amino acids.